UAACGAGGAAGUGGCCAGCAACCGUGAGCGAGUCAGCGUGGCAGAGACUGUCGACGAAUUAUCCAAUACACCUUACAAGACCGUGAGACUGGCUGUUGAUGACCAGACCAAAUUAGAACAAUGGCAGAGGGUGAAAGCGAUUGGAUACACCACGACGCGUAAAUAUGUUGUUGGAGGGACCAUGGAGGUACAAACGUUAGUACCUUCCAUGGAAGGACAGGAGUUCAGUAACGCAGCACAUCUUGGAGACUGUAAGAUUCUAAAGGAAUGGUUGGAUAGAGGUCACAAUGUCGACACACGGUAUUAUACGUGGAAAACGACAGCAUUGAUAGAAGCUGCACAAUUCAACCACUGUUCUGCCAUCAUAUUAUUGCUAAAACACAAGGCUGGCAUAAACUACCAGGACGAGCAUGGUAAUACGGCAUUGCUGUGGGCUUGUUGGAAUAAUUCAUUAGAUGCGGGGAAACUGCUUUUAUCAAAAUCUGCAGACGUCAAUCUUCGCAAUAAGGACUCCCACAAUGCAUUGUUCAAGAUUCUUCAUCCUUCCACAUAUCUGAACCCAAUUAAGACUGCAGAAGAUAAAUAUAAAGCAUUGGAGUUUAUUAUGCUAUUGUUAAACAAUGGUGUCGAUAUGACGUCGACAGAUAAGAAUGGUUUAACACCUAUUCAAUUUGUGAAAUCUAAAAUUGGUACCGGAAGUGACAUACGAAAUCAAUAUUACAAAGAAGCCGAGUUAUUAUUGCAGAAAGUUAAAGAUGAAAGAGACAAUAUAGAUCUGCUGAAAAAACCAGGAGUUCUCAUGGAUACAGUGAAAUUGUAUAUAUUAGGUCAUGGCGGUACUGGAAAGACAACUCUCAAGAAUUCAUUGUCAGGCAAAACGGGUGUUGUGCCCACAUUGUUGAGAAAACUUGUACGGGAAUCUGGACCACCUCCCGGAACGGAAGUUCACCACAAAACGCCAGGAAUAAGCAUUAGUGACCUUAAAAUCUCUGGAAAGCGAUUCAAUUCUUGGGAUUUUGCAGGUCAAUCUGAAUUUUUUGUGUCACACAGUAUGUUCCUCAAUGACGAGGAUGCUAUAUGUAUUAUCUUGUACAACAUAGCUGACUCGACAGGAACCAGUCACAUCAUUAGACCACGUGAUCUGAUGGAAACAUCUCUUCAACAAGCCACUCAGUGGUGUCAAAUGAUGAAGGUUACAAACAAAUCAUGUCUACCCGAUGACUUGGAAAGUAGACUUACUGUUAUCUUGGUUGCCAGUAAAGCAGACUGGGCCAAACUGGAGCAUUGUGAAGAAGAAGCACGCGAAGUAGCAGAGUAUAUUAAACAGAAACUUUUUGAGCGAUUCGGCAAAUGUUUGGACAUUGAGGACGUAAUAUUAAUUCUUGACUGCCAUGACACAAAUAGUGCUGGGAUGAAACAAUUGCGAAAGAUCCUGACAACGAAGAGAAAGGAGAAAAUUAAGAAACUAAUGUACAUGCCAAACAUCUGCGCUGAGAUUCUGAAGAUGCUCAACACAUGGUUUGAGCAAAGGAAAAUGUUCCCUGUUAUGUAUUGGAAUGAAUAUAUAGAGUGCAUUAAGAAAGAGAUCAGCUCAGACCUGGAAGAUGAUUUCCUGAUCAAAGCUACAGGAUUCCUACACCGUAUCGGUAUGGUACUUUACAUAAAAUCUAGAAUCUCCCCUGAAAGUCAAGAUAUUGUUAUACUGGCCCCGAAGUGGCUAUGUAGUGAAAUACUUGGACCAAUCUUUGCAUCAAAGGACUUUUCUCAAUUUGCACACAAAUUAGAGAGAAAACAGAUUUACACGAAAGAAGAUAUUCAGCGAGUCCUGGACGGAAAUGUUGUCGUUGACAUAGUUUUACUCAUAAAUCUCCUACGUGAGUUUGAAAUUCUGUUUCCACUCAAGGAUGGCGACUACGGUGUUGGUCAUCAAGAUGAGUUCAUAAUUCCGUGUCGCCUGCCUUCCGUUAUGCCUAAAGAUCAAUGGCUGUUAAAAACCAAUAUGCAUAUAUACGUCGGUAGACGUGUCGAAUGCCGAAGUAUUGCUGAUAUUUUUUCAGAUAACUUUUUCCCUCAACUUCAAACACGUCUUCAUGUUAAAUUCACUGCCUUGGGACGCCCUCCAAGUGGUAUAUGGAAGGAUGGUAUAAAGGUAUGUAAAGGCGUGGAAGGACUGGUACAACUAACCUCCAAUGGCCGUGCUGUGAACGUAGUGGUGAGGUGUGAAAGAAAAGAGGAAAUAGGAGAUUGUUUCGAGGUUAUGGAAAUCGUAAGCUACGAAAUACAGCAAGUGUUACACUCAGCAUGCCCCGGUACCGAGGUAGAUCGAUAUGUCUUAAGUGCAGAAUCUUUGAGGAGCAAUGAGAAACUAGAAGAUGUAUGCUACUAUACAUUAGAUGAAAUCCGCGAAGCCGAAGAAAAGAAAACAAACGUGUAUCAUAAAAAGGCUGGUAAAGAAGAAAAGGUUACAGACCUGAUAGUUCCAGGAUUUGACAAAACCUUCCUAAACGAGAAAGGUCAUAAAUGUGACGUUAAAUGGAUGCCAUAUGAAACGAGACAAGAGGUUAUAAAACAUCUCGAGCCUGAAGACCCCAUGUGGCAGGAUCACAGAAUAAUGGCACAGUAUAUGGGAAUUGGACAUGAAGAUAGAAAGCUGUUUGCAGCACAAGCCAAGACACGCGGACAAUACGUUACCGAGCUGUUCCUGGCUGAAUGGUCGGCAAGGUGGGAAGCAAAAGUGAGACAAGACGGUGAUAAAGCAGUAAAGUAUGAAGAAAAGAAAGGUUUUGGAUCCAUCUAUUAUGAAAGUAAUAUUGAAAACCUGCUGAAAAUAAACAACAAAUACCUGCAUCAUCAUGCUGUCACGGUUGUGUUGGAGAAUGCAUUCAAGAAAUUAGAAUAA
This is a messenger RNA of Saccoglossus kowalevskii, 2899 nucleotides long. Its product is annotated as death-associated protein kinase 1-like. The record is from RefSeq and is a predicted model, not a curated record. Gene Ontology annotation, molecular function: protein binding. Lineage: Eukaryota; Metazoa; Hemichordata; Enteropneusta; Harrimaniidae.